CUAAACAUGGUGCACUAAUUGGGAUUAUAGGUAAAUCGGAAAUCGUUUUUCGCGUGAAAAUAGUCUUACCUUUGAGAACUGUAGAUUUAGCGGCAAAAUCAUGACACUGACAACGAUUAAAGACGGCGAAUACACCGCCACUGUCUACAAAAUGAUCAAAGAUGGGCGGUAUGGAGAGGCUAUCCACAUCCUCAGCAAUGAACUGCAGAAACAGAUGAAGUCACGGGCAGCCCUGUCUCUGCUAGGCUACUGCUACUACCACAUGCAGGACUUCACCAACGCAGCAGAGUGCUAUGAGCAGCUGACCCAGCUACACCCCGAGGUGGAGGAGUACAGGCUGUAUUACGCCCAGUCUCUGUACGGGGCCUGUGCCUACCCCGAGGCCAUGAAGGCUACCUUUCUAUUGGACAACCCUACCAGCCACACCAAGAUGAUCAAACUGCAGGCAUCCAUCAAAUACGGAGAAGAGGAGUACUCUGGAGCGAAGACACUGGUAGAGCAGCUUCCCCAGGACGACCCAGACUAUGACGUGGACAUGGGCUGUCUACUCUACAAGGAGGGGGAGUACGAGGAGGCUUGCAAGAAGUUCAUGUCUGCCAUGCAGGUGCUGGGCUACCAACCAGAACUGUCCUACAACAUAGGUCUGUGCUACUACAGUAUGAAACAGUAUGGUCAGGCCCUCAAGUUCAUCGGAGAGAUCAUCGAGAGAGGGAUCAGGGAACAUCCAGAGCUGAGCGUUGGCAUGACGACAGAGGGCAUUGACGUGAGGAGUGUUGGGAACACCCUGAUCCUACAUGAGACCGCCCUCAUAGAAGGCUUCAACCUCAAGGCUGCUAUAGAAUACCAGCUCAAAAACUGCGAUGCAGCUCAGGAGGCCUUGACUGACAUGCCUCCCAGAUCAGAGGAGGAGCUGGACCCAGUGACGCUCCACAACCAGGCCCUGAUGAACAUGGAUAAGAAGCCAUCGGAGGGUUUUGAGAAACUGGCCUUCCUCCUGCAGCAGAUCCCCUUCCCCCCGGUCACCUUCGGAAACCUGCUGCUACUAUACUGCAAAUAUGAGUAUUUUGAUCUGGCUGCUGAUGUGAUGGCAGAGAAUGCACACCUCAUCUACUGUUAUACUUAUCUGUAUGAGUUUCUGGACGCCAUGUUGACCUGCCAGACCGCUCCAGAGGAGAUACAGGAAGCCAGACUAGCCCGUGACCUGUGUGUAAUCUUUGUCUCUAAGAUACAGGAAGCCAGACUAGCCCGGGAUAACGAAGCCUUGAAGAAAACCCUCCAGGACUACGAUGAGAUGGUGGAGAAGUACAUCCCAUUUCUGAUGGCCCAGGCUAAGAUCUACUGGAACAGGGAGAACUACCAGAUGGUUGAGAAGAUCUUCCGUAAGUCGGUGGAGUUCUGCAACGAACACGACACCUGGAAGCUCAACGUGGCUCACGUUCUCUUCAUGCAGGAGAACAAGUACAAGGAAGCCAUCGGCUUUUACGAACCCAUCGUUAAGAAACACUACGACAACAUCCUGAAUGUCAGUGCUGUUGUGCUGGCUAACCUGUGUGUCUCCUAUAUCAUGACCAGCCAGAACGAAGAGGCUGAAGAACUGAUGAGGAAGAUCGAGAAGGAGGAAGAGCAGAUCUCCUACGACGACCCCGAUAAGAAAGUCUUCCACCUCUGUAUCGUCAACCUGGUUAUAGGGACCCUGUACUGUGCCAAGGGGAACUACGACUUUGGCAUCACCCGUGUCAUCAAGAGUCUGGAACCGUACAACAAGAAGCUGGGAACAGACACCUGGUUCUAUGCUAAGCGCUGUUUCCUGUCUCUGCUGGAGAACACGGCCAAACACAUGAUCAUGAUCAGGGACUCCGUUGUUCAGGAGUGUAUUCAGUUCCUGGAGCACUGUGAAGUGUACGGUAAGACAGAGCCAGCCAUGAUAGAACAGCCACUGGAGGAGGACAGGAUGCACAUCGGAAAGAACACCGUCACCUACGAGUCUCGCCUCCUCAAAGCUCUCUUCUACGAGGUCAUCGGAUGGAACCAGUGAUGUCAUACUAGAACGGAACAGAGCCUGUGAUGUCACCGGACGGAACCCGGUGAUGUCAUCGGACAGAACCAGUAGUUUACACUAAAGCCUUUUUAAAACCUGUUCUACACUCCAAACAGUUCAAAUCUAUCAACCUGGACCACAUCACAUGAGCCAUUAUAGUACAUUAUAUAUUUGGCUUGUUGUUAUUUUCUGCAUCAUCUGAAAGUUACAAGCUGUUGUUCUGACUUCUGUUAAACAUAUUCUGGACUCUC
This is a messenger RNA of Oncorhynchus nerka (sockeye salmon), 2289 nucleotides long. RefSeq names its product intraflagellar transport protein 70A-like. Gene Ontology annotation, biological process: intraciliary transport. NCBI's taxonomy places the organism in Eukaryota, Metazoa, Chordata, Actinopteri, Salmoniformes, Salmonidae. The transcript is spliced from 18 exons. Gene Ontology annotation, molecular function: intraciliary transport particle B binding; protein binding. Gene Ontology annotation, cellular component: axonemal microtubule; intraciliary transport particle B. The record is from RefSeq and is a predicted model, not a curated record. The coding region runs from base 101 to 2035 and encodes 644 amino acids.